Rotaria sp. Silwood1 is the source of this 1371-nucleotide messenger RNA. Lineage: Eukaryota; Metazoa; Rotifera; Eurotatoria; Philodinida; Philodinidae. The record is from the annotation of a GenBank genome assembly.
AUGGCAUGUGGAGUAGUCCCACCUUUCAUCAGUGAGAUCGCCUCACAACGAGUACGUGGUGCAGCCGGCGCUUCUUUUCAACUCGUUCUAACCAUUGGUAUUCUUGUUGCACAAUUUAUUGGCAUGCCUUUUAUUGCUGGAACAUGUCGCGGAUGGGGAUGGGGAUUGUCUAUUGUAUUUUUGCUACCAUUUUUCGGUCUCUUUCUUCUUAUCUUGUUACCAAACUCGCCUACACAAUUGAUUGCCAAGUAUAAUAAUGAAGAACAAGCCGAAAACGAUCUAAAACAUUUACGUGGAACAAAUGAUGUGCACGCCGAUCUUGAGACGAUUCGACAGCAGAUAAGAGAACAAAGUGGUUCUGGCGGAUCAGAAUCACUUUCGAUCCUUCAGAUAUUAAAAACACCUCGAUAUCGUUGGCCGAUGCUGACUACAGUCGUCCUUCAACUUUCACAAGCAAUGUCUGGUAUCAAUGCCGUUUUCUUUUAUUCUUCAAAGAUGUUCGAGAAAGCACGCAUCCCUAAUCAUCUUAUUCCUUAUGCUAAUCUUGGGACCGGUCUUAUUAAUGUGCUUGCCAGUAUUGCUUCUUUGUCGUUAAUUGAGAAAGCUGGUCGUCGAGCAGUGAUUGUCUAUCCAAUGGCCAUUAUGGCUAUUGUUUUUGGUUUGCUUGCUGUGAUUGUCGAACUCAACGAGCGACUGAAUAAUCCUAUACUAGGCCUGAUUUCUGUCUUACUGAUACUUAUUUUUAUUGUCUGCUUUGCGUUCGGUCUUGGCCCGAUCCCAUUUUUGUACGGUAGUGAAGUAUGUCGACCUGAAGCACGCGACGGUGUUCAAUCAUUGGGUUUGGUUAAUAAUUUCAUUGAUAAAAUGGAACGCAACGAAACAGAAUUUCAAUCACGAGGACAAAUUCUUGAUCAUUUUCAAGACAUAUCCAAUCUUGUUGUAAUGGGUGACAUAAAACGAAUUGCUCUUGUGGCUCACAAUAAUAAGAAGACCGAAUUGAUUGAAUGUCUUCGACAACAUCGUGACAUACUUGCUAAACAUAAAUUGUAUGGUACGGGUACGACUGGAUCAUUAGUCGAAAAAGAGCUUCAAAUACCUGUCACUAAAUUUGAAAGUGGUCCUUUAGGUGGUGAUCAGCAAUUAGGUGCAAAAAUUACUUCACGAGAACUUGAUAUUCUAAUUUUUUUUAUUGAUCCAUUGGAUUCUCAUCCUCAUACUGCCGAUGUGCAAGCGCUUCUUCGUUUAGCUCAAGUCUAUGGUAUUGUUUGUGCUACGACUGCUGCUAUGGUCGAUUUUUUACUCAGCUCACCAAAGAUGAAUGAACCUCAUGUACGAAAAAUACAAACAGGUCAAACAUUGAAACCAAAAUAA